Molecule: messenger RNA, 1064 nt
Organism: Diachasma alloeum
Lineage: Eukaryota; Metazoa; Arthropoda; Insecta; Hymenoptera; Braconidae
Gene: Manf
Product: mesencephalic astrocyte-derived neurotrophic factor homolog
Exons: 5
Coding region: 239-766 (175 amino acids)
Biological process (GO): neuron projection development; dopaminergic neuron differentiation
Cellular component (GO): endoplasmic reticulum
Source: RefSeq, a predicted model, not a curated record
UGACAGAAUUCAACGUGGUAUAAAGCCGCUUAUUGCAAAAGCAACAGAAGGAGGAGGACGAUUGUUAUUUGUGAGUGCUAACGUUGUUUAUGGGUAUUUAUAUUUCGAUAAACAAAUCAAUCGAUAUUUGGGAUAGACUCCAGUGGCCUGGAACUGUCUAUUUUUCGCGGAAAAGGGGAACCGUGGAAUCCAGUGAUUUAUCCGAUUAUCAUAACCUAUUUGUAAUAAAAAUAUCAAGAUGUGGCGUGUUACGUUAAUAUCCCUCCUUGUGAUCCUAGGAAUAGUUUUUGAAGCGUCAGCACUCAAAGAAGGAGAAUGCGAGGUUUGUGUAGCAACAGUUAAGAAAUUCGCUGCAACAUUGAGCGAUGAUGUCAAGAAAGACCCGAAAAAAAUUGAGGAUGAGUUCAAGAAAUUCUGCAAGGGUUCGAAAUCCAAAGAGAAUAGAUUUUGUUACUAUUUAGGUGGUUUGGAAGAAUCAGCCACUGGCAUUUUGGGUGAACUGAGCAAACCACUCUCUUGGUCACUGCCAGCUGAUAAAAUCUGCGAGAAACUGAAGAAAAAAGAUGCGCAAAUUUGUGAUCUUAGAUUUGAAAAACAAAUUGAUCUGAACACAGUAGACCUGAAAAAACUGAAAGUCCGUGAUCUCAAGAAAAUCCUCAACGACUGGGACGAGAGCUGUGAGGGUUGCAUCGAAAAAACCGACUUCAUCAAGCGAAUUGAGGAGCUCAAACCACAGUACUCCAGCCCAUCGAAAACCGAACUAUGAAGACUUGAUUAAAUCCAUAAUUCUUUCAUAAUUUCCUCCAUUAGUCUUCUCAUUUCUCUCAUUUAGCUCAAUGUUACAAUUAAUUCAUCCAUAUUAUCAUGAUACAAUCGAAUGCCAGUAUCAGUGUUUAUAAUUAUCGAUUGGCGAGUGAGAAUGCAGAGUGAAAGAAUAAAUCGAGUAUUUAUAAAUAAUAAAAAAUUUCAAAUUUCAUCGUAUUUGAAUUUGUAUAUCAAUUUGUUACAUUUGUAUCCCAAAUGUAUAUUUUUAAUUAAUUAAAAGACACAAUUGAUUAAUUAAA